AUGGGCCACGGGGCUCAGGCCGCCGACCCUGGAGCCCUGACCAGUGAACACAGCUGCCUGUCCUUUACCCUUGUGUCCAUCCAGGAGCGGCCUUCUGCCAGGUUGCUGUGUCUAGGAGCUAAUGAAGACCAGGAACAACAGCAUGGUGGGAAUGAAAUAGUCCCGAAGGCUGAAGAGGAAGGAGGAAAGAAAGGGCUUGUACAGAGCGAGCUUGCUCAGGGUGAGCUUGAUCAGGGCGAACUUGCUCUGGGCGAACUUGCCCCAAGCAAGCCUGCUCAAGAAGAGCUUGCUCAGUCCGGUCUUACUCAGGAAGCCACAGGAGUGGUAGAGGAGGGAGAAAACGAAGAAGAAGAAAUGGAAGGAGGACAAGCUGGAGAUGGUAGUUCUGGCGCCAUGGACAAGGGGAUCCAGGCAGAAGGUGGUCAUGGCAGCAGUAUUGAACAGCAGCCUCAGCAAGAGGCGGCAAUGCCUGAGGGCACCAACAGUCUCCAGGCUGGUGACAACCUGUCUUUCCGGAGACGCACCAGAUUCACCCAGUCUCAGCUGCAGGACCUGGAGCGUCUUUUCGAAGAGACUCGCUUCCCCAGCUUUCAAGUAAGGAAGGAUCUUGCAAUAUCAAUGGGUGUGCCGGAAGCAGAUGUGCAGGAUUGGUUUAGGGCCAGGAGAGCCAUUUUCAGAAGCAAUAGAAAGGUGGUGCUGAUUGAUGCACCACCUGGUCCCCACAACAACGAUUCCUGAAGAUUUUGGAGCAGCUCAUGUGUGGCCUCUUUCCAAAGCCAGAUGACCUGGAACCUGGCCCUGCCCCCAAUGUCUCGGCCGCCUGUGCUGGUCAUGACAACCUUUUCUUCCCUGCAAU
Peromyscus californicus insignis is the source of this 856-nucleotide messenger RNA. Its product is annotated as rhox homeobox family member 2-like. The transcript is spliced from 5 exons. Lineage: Eukaryota; Metazoa; Chordata; Mammalia; Rodentia; Cricetidae. The record is from RefSeq and is a predicted model, not a curated record. The coding region runs from base 1 to 738 and encodes 245 amino acids. Gene Ontology annotation, molecular function: DNA binding.